Molecule: messenger RNA, 627 nt
Organism: Closterium sp. Yama58-4
Lineage: Eukaryota; Viridiplantae; Streptophyta; Zygnematophyceae; Desmidiales; Closteriaceae
Source: the annotation of a GenBank genome assembly
AUGCGCGAUUGGCUGGCAGACGAGUCCGGAAGAAAGGGUGGUUCGGAAAAGCGCCCGGAUACGCUGAGGGUAUGCGGCAUUCCGUGCCGUUGGUUGGCGGAAGAGCGGGUUUCCACGAAGCCUUCGCUGCUGAUCGCUCACACCGUCUUCUCCUCGUUUGGUCCCGUCAGGAACAUCGAGCUUCUAGACCCCAACGAGGAGCUCCCCUCCGCUAAAGUCACACAAGGACGAACCCUGGGAGUUGCUGGUCCAGCAGCAUUGGGAAGGGCUGGUUUGGGAUUAGGUUUGGGAGCAGGUUUGGCGCUGAAGCUGGAGACGGACGUGAUGGUGAGGUUCGGCAGCCACAGCACGUUCUGUGACGCUGUGAAGGCGCUGGCGCGACACGCGGUGAAGAAGGAAGGGUCGUCAUCGCUUGCAAGAGUGCAGCUGAUGAUCGACGGUGGGGAUUACUUUGACGAGCGGAACGUGCGGAGGAGGCGAUUUACGAGGGAGCAGCGAGCAGAGGAGGAGAGGCAGCAGCGGGAGCGGGAGGAGCGGAGGAGGGCGGAGAGAGAGAGGGCGGAGAGGGAGAGGAAGGAGGAGGAGGAGCGGAAGGCGCGGGAGGAGGAAGAGAGGGUGCGACGGUGA